CGUAAAAUACUGCUUCGCAUCCUUCGCCGGUUUCACUAGUGUUAGUACUAAAGUUCUCCAAGCCCGAGCUCCAGUUAAGUUGUAUCCUUCCAUCCUUCUGGUUUUUCGAUUAUCGAUCGAUUUCAUUCUGUGCUGUAAUAAAUUCUGCAAUCGUCGUAUCGCGUCUAGCAAUUCUGCUGAGCUUUUUACUGUUUCAAUCAUUGCAGUGAAUUAAAAAGUCUUCAAAAUUGUGUGGACAAUGAGUGAUUCGACUGUAAGGCAGCGCAAAAAAAGUGCUGGUGAAGGGAAACCUAGAAAAGUUAAAAUUCCGCACAGUUCUCAAACCGACGCAAGUCAGCAAAAUCGUAUGUGGGCUCGAUUAGUGCUCAUCAUCGGCAUCGCGAUAGUAGUGUAUUUUACUACAUUUCGAACUCGGGAAAAGAAGUUUGCCACACAAAAAGAAACACUAGAGUUGCGGUCUCAGAAUCUUGAUUGUUCAAAAUCAUAUUCUGAGGAAAUAGGCAAAUUCCCCGGCUGUAGCCCGAAUAUCUGCGGACGUUUUGUUACCGACACGCUAGUAGCAGUGGAAGAAGUUGAUAUUCUGUUAAAUCUUGCACGCUCUGGUUUUCAAUUCGGCCGUUCUUCGGGAGGAGCUUCCAUUCUGGAUCUUCAUUCAGGCGCUUUGUCGAAGGAUACUCAAUUCAUUAAUAUUUACAAAAUACCAGAGGCAAAACAGAUUUUUACGACUGAUCACAUUAAUACCUACAAGUUGGUUAAGGAGAAGGUUCAGCAAGCAGUCAGUAAUAUUUUCAAAAUUAACGGGGACUCUUUGUUCCUGACACAUCCAACCUUCUUCUCGCGCCUCACAAAUGAAUCAGCGAAAACCAUUCAUGACGAAUAUUGGCACGCACAUAUAGACAAGGACACGUACAGUUCGUUUCACUACACAACGCUCCUUUACUUAACGGAUUUUGGCAAGGAUUUCACCGGAGGCCGCUUCGUAUUUAUCGAUAAUCCGGGUAAGCAUAACAAAACCAAUGUUUACAUUGAACCAAAACGGGGUAGGGUUAGCGGAUUUACGUCAGGCGCAGAAAAUGUUCACCAUGUAGAACAAGUCGCUUCCGGUGUCAGGUAUGCACUGACGAUUUCCUUCACCUGUAAUAAGGAACAUGCCAUGGUUGAUCCACAAUUUGCCAUCGAAGAAGAUGAUGAACCGUAGAAUGUAAGGUUUUAUCUAAACAGUAUCCUAGUACCUACUAAUAAAAAGCAUUUCGUCUGUGGUAGCUGCAUAUAAACUAUAUGCUUUGAUCUACCCUAGACAGUUCUACAGAAAACUAAGAUUAAUGAGGCUUAAGGUCCAAACACAAAUGAUACGUCUACGCUACGGAGAAAUACAGGAUUAUAGGUCGGGCAACCGUCAAGAUUCCGGAACAUAAAUGUAUCAAUUGUGCUCGAAUCUUUAUUGAUAUUUCAGUUCUGAGCUGUAGCAAUAAGCUAUUCACAAAAUUUGGAUUUAAUCGGUGGAUAUUUAGGGGCCCUUUCCAGAAUACUGGUAAAGAUUUGUUAUCUUUAGCGUUUCCCAAGCACGACAGGUAUCAUAUAUUUCUCAUACAUGCUUACACUUUUCCUAUAAACCAUAAGCUCGCUGUAUCCUACUUCCGAUUUAUUCCAAAUUUUCAGAAGAAGCCGUUAAAUUGGCUAAAUAUUAGAAUAUGAAAUAGUCUCAUGAUACUUACACGAUAGUAUUGCGGCUAGGCCACAUAGAAGUGAAGCCUUGUUUGAACAACAUAGGUAUUUCUUCAGGCAUUUAUUAUUUAUUAGUUCAAAAUGUUCUGUUAUAUUUUUUUCUGCUUGAAUUAUUUAUUAGAG
Molecule: messenger RNA, 1848 nt
Organism: Sabethes cyaneus
Lineage: Eukaryota; Metazoa; Arthropoda; Insecta; Diptera; Culicidae
Product: 2-oxoglutarate and iron-dependent oxygenase domain-containing protein 3-like
Exons: 2
Coding region: 239-1198 (319 amino acids)
Cellular component (GO): membrane
Molecular function (GO): oxidoreductase activity, acting on paired donors, with incorporation or reduction of molecular oxygen; iron ion binding; L-ascorbic acid binding
Source: RefSeq, a predicted model, not a curated record